Molecule: messenger RNA, 618 nt
Organism: Emiliania huxleyi CCMP1516
Lineage: Eukaryota; Haptophyta; Isochrysidales; Noelaerhabdaceae
Exons: 4
Coding region: 1-618 (205 amino acids)
Source: RefSeq, a predicted model, not a curated record
AUGGCUGCCUCCAAGUGGGCUUCGACCGGCCUCGGCUGGGGGGGCGGGCAUGCGUUCGAGGUGAGCCUCAAAGAAAAAAUCAACCGGGGUCCAGGACGCGGCACAAACGCGGCACAGGACGAGUUGAGGUCCUCUCCUGAUGCCGAUGACCUUGAGGCUCGCUUGACGGAGCUCGACCUGGCGCCACCACCGCUCUGCCACCAGAGGUCACAGGAAUGGGCAGAGCCGGUCUACCGCUCCGCCUCGAUCGAUCCCUCCCGGCUCUCUCUGGAGCGGGGGUCGACCUCCUUUGAGGAGUAUGAGGAGGAGCCGGUCUACCGCUCCGCCUUCAGCGGCCUGCAUCUCGACGCGUCUGCCAUUUCGGACGACGAUCCUUACUACACCGACGAGCGCUUUCACGCAGACUGGGGAUUUGUGCGCGUGGACGACCCGCGCCACAGCAGAAUCGGAUGCUGUUCUCCGACGCACGGGCUCUCCGCCGUGGGCUGCCCAGCCACGACGCCCGACGCCGCAUUCGUCUUUGACCUGCCGUGUGAGAUUUUUGACCACAAGACACCGUCCUACUCCUCCGAAAAAGAAUUUCCGGCUAACGAUCCCGUGACCAUGGUUUGUGAGUAA